AUGCCUCUGCAGCGCAGCCUUGGUCUAAGCUGGGAUGUAAACAAUGACACCUUUCUGUUCCAACUAUCAAAAGACAAUAAACCUGCCACACGAAGAGGUUUACUUUCAACCGUCAAUGGGAUUUAUGACCCUCUAGGCUUUUUAGCACCAGUGACUAUCUAUGGUAAACUCCUACUCAGGCAACUGAUAGCACAGACUCGAGACUUGAAUGAGUCUCUCUCUGAAGAACUAACAUCUCUAUGGAAUUCUUGGAAGAAUACCUUAGAUGCACUUGAAGCCCUGCGUAUUCCACGGACACAUGUGACAAAUCUCAGCAAAGCAGUGACGAAAAAACUUCAUGUGUACAGUGACGCAUCUGAAAAGGCCAUAGCGGCUGUCGUUUAUUUGCGCACAACCGAUAGUGACGGACAGUGCAAAGUUGGAUUCAUGUUGGGAAAGGCUAAAGUUGCACCCAUAAGUGGACACACUAUCCCACGAUUGGAAUUGUGUGCAUCUGUGUUGGCGGUGGAGAUUGCACAGUGUGUUCUGAAUCACCUGGGCAUACAAAUAGACUCUGUGAAGUAUUACACUGAUGGCAAAGUAGUCCUCGGCUACAUCUGUAAUGAGUCUAGGAGAUUCUAUAUCUAUGUUGCCAACAGAGUAGACCGCAUAAGGAAGUUUACUACUCCAAGCUAG
Molecule: messenger RNA, 675 nt
Organism: Saccostrea echinata
Lineage: Eukaryota; Metazoa; Mollusca; Bivalvia; Ostreida; Ostreidae
Exons: 1
Coding region: 1-675 (224 amino acids)
Source: RefSeq, a predicted model, not a curated record